GACAAGCGCAUAUUGACAGCCCAACCUCGACGCGUCACCAUCACGAAACAAUUGAGACGGACGCCUCGCGCCGCAAGACCUCUCUACCAACAGCACAGCACAGCACAGUGCAGCGCAGCGCAGCGCAGGGACUGCAUUGCCAGAGUCGGCAAUCUGCAGAGGGAUCAUCGCUGGAACACUUAAUUCCUGUUACUCUGUUGAAUGGUGAAGGCGUGGACGAGAUAGACGACUGGUCAGAAAGAGCUUCGGAUUCUUGCACUGUGGAUAGUCCGCUUUGAAGCGUGCUGCGGUUUAGCUAGCAACCUGACUACACUUCUUGCACAAUUUGUCCUCAUCGAAGGGCCAAAUACCUUCGCGCCGCUCGCAUUGAGCUCAGUGUUGCGUGCGGCGCCGCUGCUGGAAUUGCACGUGCAUGUGCCAGUCCUGUUGACCGGUGUCACCUGCUGUCUUGCUAAGUCAAGCGGAAAUCUUAUCCGCAGUAGCAUACUUCUGCAUCGCUGUGUGCCUCUCUUCUUUUGCGUGAAGUCACCAUGUCUUCCCGGUCCCCUCGAGGUUCUAUCUCCGGCGGCUCGUCUGCUGAAGUGGCCGCCGACUUUGAAGAAUCUUUGAAAGACCUCCAAAGCAACAACAGAUACGAGAUCAGCAACCUGACUGUCAUCGCGAAAGAGAACACAGAACAUGCGCAAGCGAUCUCCCGAGUGCUCGAAACCCAUAUCAAGACGACUUCGCCGACGCGGAAACUUCCUGCACUCUUCGUCCUUGAUAGCAUUGUGAAGAAUGUUGGCACACCUUACACUGUGUACCUUGGCCGUAAUCUCUACAACACCUUCAUGGAAGCCUACACCCUCGUCGAUACCGCAACAAGACGGCACAUGGACGCUAUGCUCAAAACGUGGAAGGAGCCUGUGCCAGGUUCAAUCGAUCCUCGACCAGUGUUUCCCAGAGAAACGGUGCAGCCGCUGGAGAAUGCUAUGAUCAAAGCGAGGGCGGCGUUGGAGAAGAUCAGACAGUCGCAAGUUCCAUUUCAAGGCACAGCAACUCCACCGCAGCACAACGGACAGUAUGCAAGGCCUCCAGUUCAGACUCCCCAGCAGUUCUACCCAGGCUACGGUGUUCCACAACAACCCACCCCUCAACAGCAACCGCAGCAGCAGUACGCCUAUCAGCCGCCACUGGCCAACUUGACGAAUGAUAUUGAGAAUGUGAAGCGUGACAUCGAUUCCCUCAUUCCAAGGUUCCAAUACCAACUUGCCGCCACGCCACACGAUAUUGGACUGCAAACUCAGCUGAGCGCCUUGAACCAAUUACGCAACCUGCUCAACAUACAGCGUGUGAGCUCCGUCGAGCUGCAACAGAUCAAGCAGCAGGUUUCAUCAUUGGCUCCAGCAGUCCCUCAGUUCCCGCAACAGACUCCUCAACCAACUCCGCAGCAAUGGGAAGCACCACCACCACCCUUUCCUCCACAAUUCCCCCAUUCGACGCCAAUGUUUCCUGCGGCAACUCCACAGCAUCAGCCUUCAGCAUCGACGCCGCACCUGUCUGCAGAUGCAUUGAACGGAUUGCAAGCACUACUAGCCAGCGCACAGCCGCCGAGCACACCUCAGCUGCGUGCUGCGGUGCCUGGCUUUCAGAAUGCGAGUCAUUCACAGAUGAACGCAAUCCAGAACCAUACCGCUCCCGCACCUUCACAGAAUGGAGCAGCUGAUCUCAUCGCAUCUUUGACGAAAGCCGGGCUCAUCAAUCCUGGCUCAAAUCACGCGCCGAGUACGACGACUGCCUCCCCUGCAGUCACUGCACCGCCGCCUAUGGAUCCUACUGCUGCGCUGCUGAAAUCGCUGAACGCACUGCCACAACCGCCUUCGCAAGCUGGCACACCGUCGCUGGUACCUACAUCUCUUACAGCGCAGCGACCAAACGUACCCAUCUCAGCAGCUGCCCUGAAGGUGUUCAGACCAGAACUCGUUACAUCGAUGUAUGAUGCGUUCCCCAACCAAUGCAGCACAUGCGGCCGACGGUUCCAUGCCACGGAGGAUGGUAGACAGAAGAAGAGCCUCCAUUUGGACUGGCACUUCCGUACCAACCAACGUAUCGCAGAUCCAAACACAAAUCGUGGACACCAUCGCAAUUGGUUCCCGGACGAGAUGGAUUGGAUCAGGCAUGUCGAGUUUGACCCUUCGACAACUACCGCCACCGCAGUAGAUACUCAAGAAGCAAGCAAGACACAGAAGAGUCCAAUGGAACAAGUUGUGCGUGCUCCGGCUGGUAUGACAAAGAGCACCUGCAGCAUCUGCUACGAGGAUCUCAGUAGCACGUAUUCCGAGGAACACCAGGACUGGGUGUUUGCGAAUGCAGCGUACAUGAACAAGAAGAUUGUUCAUGCGUCUUGUCUGGCGGAGAUGACCAAGUCACGACCGCCACCUAGCGCAGACAGAGGUGCAUUGGCCGCUGCUAUUGCAAGCGUGAGCGCAGGACAGAGAGAGCGCAGUGCAACACCGGAUUCGCUGUUGGGGAAGAGGAAAGCCGAGUCAGUCAUGACCAGCAAUAGCUCCAGGAUCAAGUUGCAGUGAGAAGAAGAAGAUUGAUUGCAUUGCAUUGUACUUAAGUCAGGCUCUUUGUAUGAUUAUAAGCGUGGCGCUGGGGAAAACACUUGUACAUGGGCUGCGAUUAUUGCACUACCAAGUUAAGGUAUACCUUGGUAGAGAGCAACAUGGGCAAUGGAUAUGCCGAGCAUCGGCCGAAUUC
Sphaerulina musiva SO2202 is the source of this 2742-nucleotide messenger RNA. RefSeq lists its product as uncharacterized. Gene Ontology annotation, cellular component: cytoplasm; mRNA cleavage factor complex. Gene Ontology annotation, molecular function: mRNA binding; RNA polymerase II complex binding. Gene Ontology annotation, biological process: termination of RNA polymerase II transcription. Bases 531 to 2567 code for a protein of 678 amino acids. Lineage: Eukaryota; Fungi; Ascomycota; Dothideomycetes; Mycosphaerellales; Mycosphaerellaceae. The transcript has 3 exons. The record is from RefSeq and is a predicted model, not a curated record.